Messenger RNA from Annulohypoxylon truncatum, 1186 nucleotides. RefSeq names its product ornithine decarboxylase antizyme-domain-containing protein. Gene Ontology annotation, molecular function: ornithine decarboxylase inhibitor activity. The transcript is spliced from 3 exons. The record is from RefSeq and is a predicted model, not a curated record. Gene Ontology annotation, biological process: positive regulation of protein catabolic process. Lineage: Eukaryota; Fungi; Ascomycota; Sordariomycetes; Xylariales; Hypoxylaceae. Gene Ontology annotation, cellular component: nucleus; cytoplasm. The coding region runs from base 1 to 819 and encodes 272 amino acids.
AUGGCGCCAAUGAAAAACAAUAAAAACAAUUUUAGUAGUAGUAACUAUGGCGAGGCCGUGGCCCGACAGGUCAAUGUCCUCGCCAGCUGCUACCUUGUUGACCCCUCCGCCUCCCUAAAGGGGCUUCACUACUGCACUACCGGGGCUGCAGGUCUACCAUCUCCUCCAUCAAGUCCCCCCCUCGCGGCCAUCACCUCCUCAAACGAGCUCGCUCUUCAACCUAAGAACAAAAAGCGCAGCAACAACAAUAGCGGGCAAAUCAGCCGCGGCCGUCGAGGGGGGGCAACACUACAGAUCAGGGAAGAAUGUGAGAGGUUCUUCUGUGAGACUAUGAAAGCCGUGUUCCAGGUUGAGUGGAACAUGGCCGGUAAUGGCUCCUGCCUGACUGGUGUUAACAAUUACUCACUUACGCCACCUGAUGACUAUCCUUCGCCUCAAUCUACUUUCUCGGAUAUCGAUGCCAAGACUGGAGUUAAUGUAAAUGGAUGGAUGGAGUUUUGGGACUAUGCUGGAGGUGCUAGCUUCCGAGCCUUUGUUGCGGAAGACGGCGACGAGAAAUCGUUGUUCGCGUUCUUUGACAGCGGACUCGUCGGCCGCGAUCUCAAGCAAGCACUCAUCGCUUUGAUCGAAUUGGCUGAUGGUCCAGUGGGGGCUUCACAUGUCGUCAUUUGCGUAGAUCGCCAGAUGCCUGCCGACUAUGCGAAGGCGUUGAUGAGGAGUCUCCAGUGGGUUGGCUUCGAACUUACUACCCUGGACCAUUGGGCAAAGGACGUGGACGUUACUAGCAACAGAUGGCUGUUCAUGGGUAUGGAAGUCUAGUUGCAGACAUAACGAACGUUGACGAUCGUUAAAUUCGUUUCGAUUCUACUCGAAUUUUAGGGGAUCCUGGACGCCUAUGCAGUGUUUUCGAGGUUGGGUUGCAUUUUGGAGUUGUCGGAAUUAUGCAUGCACGCAUCCCGUCAGUUUGGGCGCAUGGUGUCGUUUCUUUCCACGGUAGCAUUGUGUUUCAUUCGUUCCGCAGGCAAAAGCAUCGGUGUAGAGGUCUAAAUCUCGCGAAUGAGCCGCUUUGCAAAGGCAAUGGUAUAGUAGCAUGUCGGUACUAUCAAUAAAUAACGAACUUCUAUCGUUCUUUUUUCUCUUCCUCCCGCCUCUAAUCCAUCAACGCCUAUUUUGACAAGUGUAAUUA